AAUGCACUUCCGAUGAGGGUGUGGCCUGGAAAACGGCUUUUUGACAAAACUGUCAUUUGAUGGGUCAGCUAUGGACAGACAUGGCACUUCUGCUGUCUUCAAAAUAAUGUCACCAGACCCCUUUCCUGUUCUCUGCAUUCCCGAAAGAUCUAGUCCCUAAUCUAGGCUCAAGCUUUUCCUCGGCCUUGGAGAAUAGAGAAGACUUACCUGGGGACAGCUUCCUGGCGCUGAAAAAUCCUGACCAUUAUCCCCGAACAUGAAUGCUCGAAGGGCAGAGUUACAAGACCGGGCCAUCGUCAAAAUAGCAGCUCACCUACCAGACCUCAUUGUCUAUGGAGAUUUCUCUCCAGAGCGGCCGUCAGUGAAAUGUUUUGAUGGAGUUCUGAUGUUUGUUGAUAUUUCAGGUUUUACUGCCAUGACUGAGAAGUUCAGCACAGCCAUGUACAUGGACCGAGGGGCCGAGCAGCUGGUGGAGAUCCUUAACUACUACAUAAGUGCAAUAGUGGAGAAAGUGCUGAUUUUCGGAGGAGACAUCCUAAAAUUUGCAGGUGACGCACUGCUGGCCCUGUGGAAAGUGGAACGGAAGCAGCUGAAAAACAUCAUCACAGUGGUGAUAAAGUGCAGCCUGGAGAUCCAUGGCUUGUUCGAGGCCAAGGAGGUUGAAGAAGGCCUGGAUAUCCGGGUCAAGAUAGGACUGGCUGCGGGCCACAUCACCAUGUUGGUCUUCGGGGAUGACACUCGCAACUACUUUCUGGUGACUGGCCAGGCGGUAGAUGAUGUGCGCCUUGCGCAGAACAUGGCCCAGAUGAACGACGUCAUUCUGUCCCCAAACUGCUGGCAGCUCUGUGACCGGAACAUGAUUGAAAUUGAGAGGAUUCCGGAUCAGAGGGCAGUUAAGGUUAGCUUCUUAAAACCACCCCCGACUUUUAACUUUGACGAAUUUUUCAACAAGUGUAUGGCCUUCAUGGAUUAUUAUCCUUCCGGUGACCACAAAAACUUCCUAAGGCUCGCCUGCAUGCUGGAGUCUGAUCCUGAUCUCGAGUUGUCCCUACAAAAGUAUGUGAUGGAAAUCAUUUUGAAGCAGGUAUUUUCAUAAUUCAGUGUGUUCAAAUGAGGUGUCAGG
Messenger RNA from Peromyscus maniculatus bairdii (prairie deer mouse), 1123 nucleotides. The record is from RefSeq and is a predicted model, not a curated record. NCBI's taxonomy places the organism in Eukaryota, Metazoa, Chordata, Mammalia, Rodentia, Cricetidae.